Messenger RNA from Suillus clintonianus, 1703 nucleotides. RefSeq names its product Mycolic acid cyclopropane synthetase-domain-containing protein. Gene Ontology annotation, biological process: lipid biosynthetic process. Lineage: Eukaryota; Fungi; Basidiomycota; Agaricomycetes; Boletales; Suillaceae. The transcript is spliced from 11 exons. Bases 306 to 1703 code for a protein of 465 amino acids. The record is from RefSeq and is a predicted model, not a curated record.
CGGAUCUAAAUUCUCCUCCUCAAGUCUUACUCCGUCAAAAUUACCAGAUCUCGAAUCUCGAUCCACCUUUUGCCAAGUUCCCGCGAAUAUACCCAAUGUAAACUAUCCAACAUCUAUUUUUGCUUGUCUCAGUCCACGAUUUUCUCCAAGCGACAACAUGACAAGGUCCUCCGUGGGUUCAACGUAUAAAAGGGCGACACUCCGUCCCCCAUUACCUCCUCAGGUUGCGCCGUCUGUACCUUCCCCCCCCUCCGAUAUCAUAUCUUCUUCUUUUUUUUCUUUAAAAAAAUCCAAUCUUGUUAAAAAUGUUGAAUGCAGCAACCUCUUCAGCUUUAACUUUCUCCUCAACGCCCAAUUUCUAUCGUUCCCCCUCAUCAUUAUCCAUCGUCCUACCGAAUCCAAAGACCAUCAUCUCCAGUUAUGCGCGGAGUUCGGUUCUUGCCGUCAUGGAGAAAGCGAUCACUCGCGGUCACUUGACAGUCGCUGAUUCUGAAGGUGUUCAUCACUUCGGUACUCGCUCAAAAGGCUCAAACGAUGUCUACCUCAAAGUCAUCAACACCGACUUCUGGAUGCGCAUUCUAUUUUCCCAGGAUCUUGGCUGCAAUGAAGCCUAUAUGAUGGGAGACGUCGAAGUCGACAGCCUCAAGGCUGUCAUGGACCUUUGGCUGGACAAUGAGCCUGGAAUGGACAACUUGACAUCUGCUGUCUCUCGCAUAACUUCGGCAAUUUCCGGAAUAUCAAACGCGUUUCUAGGUCAGACGCGCUCAAAAGCACGAUUGAACGCCAUCGCCAGUUACGAUCAGUCAAAUGAGCUAUUCAAGGCCUUCCUCAGCCAGGAAAUGAUGUACUCUUGCGCCCUCUGGACCGAGGCCGAAGGUGGUGUUCGUGGUGACUUGAUCUCUGGUCCCACGCCCGGGGACUUGGAAGCCGCACAGCUUCGCAAAAUUCGUUAUGUUCUCACCGCGGCCAAAGUCAAGCGAGGUGACCGAAUCCUAGAAUUUGGUUCUGGCUGGGGUGGUAUGGCCAUCGAGGCUGCUCGCACUUUUGGCUGCGAGGUUGAUACCUUGACGCUCUCAAAAGAACAGAAGGCUCUUGCUGAGGAACGCAUCAAGGCCGCUGGUCUACAAGAUGUCAUUCGUGUUCAUCUCUUGGACUACCGCGAAAUUCCUCCCACUUUCGAAAAGGCCUUUGACGCGUUUGUGAGCAUCGAGAUGCUCGAGCAUGUGGGCUCCAAGCAUUACCACGAUUACUUCAGGCUUGUCGACUUUGCACUCAAGUCCAGUAAUGCAACCGCUGUUGUUAGUGCAUCAACAUUCCCAGAAUCAAGAUACUCCGGCUAUCAGCCUGAGGAUUUCAUGCGCAAAUACAUGUGGCCCAACUCCUGCCUCCCUAGUGCCACGGCACUUAUUACUGCCGCUAACACCGGUUCAGAAGGGCGUUUCACCCUCGAAGGCGUAGAAAAUCACGCAGCUCACUACCCACGGACACUGCGCGAAUGGGGACGUCGUCUUGACGCCAACGUCAGACAGGACUUGAUUGUCAAAGACUACCCUACCUUAAAGGACAAAACCGAAUUUGAUGCUUUCCGCCGCAAAUGGCAAUAUCUGUUUGCAUACGCGGGCGCUGGUUUUGCUAAAGGUUACAUCACCUGCCAUAUGCUCACAUUCACCCGUCCAAAUGACUGCCCCAUCACCUGCGAUUGA